AUGGAGUGGGAGCUCAUUGACGUCCCUGGUAACCUGAAUCCCUCCCUCCAAGACUCUAUAGUUGACGUGGUGGCAGCCAAGAUUGAGCUCAAGCUAGCCAACACUCUCAUUAGGCAAUUGAGCCAGGUAUGCCCUUUGGACAGUCUGAGGCAUGUAAAACGAGUCCGUCGACAAACUGAAUGUGGUGGUAAAUCUGAGUUAUCAAUAAUCUUAUGCCUCUCUACUGGGUCCGAAAGUAGCAGACAUUUACAUGAAGAUGUACAAAAGAUAGUGGAUACUUAUCAGUUGAGUACUUUCGCUGCGAAAGUUCCCAAGUUUUCUGCUACAUUAAAAGAGGAAUGGGUAGAGCAGUGCAAUCUUUGGCCAACAUCUUACCACCCCGCACAUGACCUCAGUAUUGUCCGUGGAUUUCAAGAGGAGGAAUCACCAUCAAUAUUUAAUUGCAUGAAGACUGCAGUUCAUGGCUCAUUACUCUCAUAUCUUGUUUGGGAACCAUGCCCAAUGUGUGCCAUAGCCCUUGUGCAUCAAAGAUUCAAGCACGUCUUCUACGCUUUUCCUAAUCCCAUUACCGGAGCACUUGGUGGAGUCUACAGGUUGCAUGGGGAAAGAAGUUUAGUUUAA
Setaria italica (foxtail millet) is the source of this 621-nucleotide messenger RNA. RefSeq names its product probable inactive tRNA-specific adenosine deaminase-like protein 3. The transcript has 8 exons. Gene Ontology annotation, molecular function: tRNA-specific adenosine-34 deaminase activity. NCBI's taxonomy places the organism in Eukaryota, Viridiplantae, Streptophyta, Magnoliopsida, Poales, Poaceae. The record is from RefSeq and is a predicted model, not a curated record. Bases 1 to 621 code for a protein of 206 amino acids. Gene Ontology annotation, cellular component: nucleus; cytoplasm.